Molecule: messenger RNA, 5788 nt
Organism: Drosophila ananassae
Lineage: Eukaryota; Metazoa; Arthropoda; Insecta; Diptera; Drosophilidae
Exons: 2
Coding region: 1012-5544 (1510 amino acids)
Source: RefSeq, a predicted model, not a curated record
GUGUGCUUUACCGUUGCUCCCAUGUUCGGAAUCGCAUUUUUUUCGUCGAAGAGAGCGGACGUGCUGCUCUAGGCUGGCGCAUCGCAUCACCGUGUUUUCGAUUUUCGAUUACGUUCUGGCGCGUCGACCGACGUCGUGUGUUUUUUGUUUAAUUUAUUUUGUUCAGUUGUUGCGUUGUUAUUAACUUUUUUUGUAUUUUACUACCACUACGUUUCACUUGUACAAUUUUCUGUUCUCUGCAGUUUGCGCGCGGGCCUUUUUGUGUGUUUUUUAGUUAUUUUUUUUUCGCUUCUGCCACCUGUACAAGUGUGCUGGGGAAGAUAGUUCGAAAAUAGAGCGAUUUUUUUCUUAAAGUCGUUGCCGGCUUUUGCUGACGUUCCUCAAUUCUACAUUAUUCCGUAUCUAAUUCUUGCAAAUAAAAAAAUAAUAACUAAAAUUCAUAAGAAAUAAUAAUAAAGACUAAAGAGUGUGGAGCGAGAAGAAGAAGUGCAAGUACAAGUCGCUUUUUAUCAGCAGAUAUCGCGUAUACGACGCGUGUUACCUUGAAGGUGAAAAGGAAAAUUGUGCCACCCACUCCCCCCCCAAGUGAUUCUGUGUGUGUGUGUGUAGCCGAAUAUUAAGUAAAUUACAACAACAACAACAUCAAAAACAAUAAUGGUAUAACAAGCAAGCACAUCACUUACUAUUAAAUUAUAUUACAAGUUACAUGCUGGGGGCAGAACACAAAACAAAAAAAAAAUCACAAAAACAAAAAAAUAUAAAAAACCAAAAACAAAAUAAUCAAGCGAAACAAGGCAAAAAAAAAAAAAGAAUACACAACAAAAAACAAAAACAAACAAUAACAACGGCAGAGACAGCGAAAAGAACGUUUAAGUGAGCAGCAGCUGCGACGUUGAAGUCAACGUCGACUGAAGCAGCGACAGAAGGUGCAACAGAAAAAACUACAACAACAAAAGCAACAACAACAGCUUAAAUAGCAACAAAAUGUCGAAAAACUUUUGAGCCAGAAAAAUGCAAGCGGCCAUGGACACGGCCGCCAUGGCCAUCUCUGUGGGUGCACCCGGAUCCGGCUCGGUUUCCGGCUCCAGUUCCGGCCCCGGCAGCAGCAGCAGCAGUGGGAGCAGCAGCAGCGGCUAUGGCAGUGCCACAACCACGCCCACCGGUGCUGGUCACUACGAGGCGUCGCCCACUUCGAUGCCCAUGGCCACGAUAGCCACGGUGGCUCCGUUCUACAGCGAAGCCCUGACCUCGCUGGAUGCCCAGCAGCGGCAGCAACACCAGCAACAGCAGCAGCAACAGAAUCCGGGUCAUUUCUAUCACCAGAACUACGGAUACGGAAGCUCCAUGCCCCUGGAUCCGGCCUACAACUAUACGGCGCCGUCCUACAAUGCCUACAGUGCGCCAUCUAGCGGCGGCUUGGGGCAACAGUUGUCCGGGAACUCGUACGCCGUGAGUGCCGGUCGCUACGAAAAGUUGGCGCCCAGCUCGGGGGCCAAGUACAUGGGGAAUACGAUCGGAGGAAGUGGGGGUGGUGCAAAGCCCCAGGCCACGGCCACGCCCUUUUACGCCCAACCUCUGUCCGGCGGAAUAAGCAGCACCGGAGGCUACAUGUCACAAUCGAGUUCCAUGUACGAUCCGUACACAAAAUACAAAAUGCCCGCCCAAGCCACGCCCCAAACGCAACUGCCGUCGAUGAUGAUGCCGGGUAGCCAGGCGGCUACAGCUCCGGGUCCUACUGCUGGCCAGCUGUACGGACACCUGGGCAGCCAGAAGCAAUCGAUGCAGAUGGUCCAGCAGCCCCAGCAGCAAUCCCAACAGCCACCGGCCGGGCAGCUAACCCAACUGGAGGCCAACUAUGCGGCCAUCAAGCCAAGCAGAAGCUACCAGGGGAUGCCAUCAUCAGCGAUCUAUGGCGGAGGAGCUGGUGGCAAUACCGGAUCAAUGAGCAACACUCUGGCGGGGACAACGUCGGCGCAGUACUACGACAAGUACGGAAUGCCAGUGUCCAUGUACUCGCCGAACGGCGGACUCCCCAUGUACACUACGCCGGAGCUGGCGGCGGAUACGGCGUACAGAAAAUCGGGCAACUGGGGCAUGGACUACAACACGCCGAACUGCAGGUCCUUGGCGCCAGUACCGCCGGUGGCCAAUAGCUCGUACCAUCACACGCAUCCCGGGCAAGGAUCUGGUCACGGACAUGGACCUGGUCAUGGCCCAACGGCUGCUGCUCCGAGCGACAUAUUCUACAGCUCCACGAAGUACGACAAGUACGGGAGUUCCGGAGUGACUGGCUAUCCCAGCAAUCCGUAUGCGGGUACUGCAAUCUCCCAACCCUACGCCGGAAGGAACUUAUGGUCCGGGGCGGAGAACCCACCGCCAGCCCCGAAUCCGCGCCAGAACUGCUGCGUCCAGGGCUAUCCGCUGACCCAGCAGAGCUGCUACUACCCGAGAAGCAAUGGCUACGGCUAUGCCACACCCGGCAGUGCCGUCCCGCCCCAAACCCAGCCGCAAUAUCCUGUGGGCAGUGGUGGCGCCACCGCUCCCCCACCCAUGAAGCUCAAGCAUCCCACGGACAUGUAUGUGGGUCAUGGAUCCCCUUACGACACGAAUCCUACGCAGCUCGGCUAUGGCUACAAUCCGCAAUCCAUGCCCGGAGCAGGCUCCUCCAAUAGCAUGAGCAGCCAGAGAUACGUUCCGGCGCCUCUGGGGCUGGGGAUGAGCAUGAGCAUGGGCAUGGAUCCGGGCAGUGCCGGGGGCUACUACAACGAUCUCAACCUGAACAGCCUGGACAGCUACGGGCCGCCGCAGAUGCCACCGCAGCAGACGUUGCGAUCGCAGCCGUAUCCGCCGGAUUACCGCAAGAGAUCCGCCAUGGUGGCCUCCAACUCGAGCAUUUCGGCGGGGAAUCCGUGCUAUUUGGGUCAGGGGUCCGGCAACGGAGUGCCAAUGGGUGGUCCGCUCACCAAUCCCAUGGACAGCCAUGUGAUGGACAACUACGUGGGCUACAACCUCCAUGCCAGCGCCUCCGCCAACCUAAGCUUCAGUGUCGAGGCCACAAAGGGAUCCGCGAACGCCCAGACCAACAACAUUCGGGACUUCCUCUCCACCUGGAAGGUGGACGACGAGGACGAGGCCGCGGCCGGGGUGGCUGAGCUGGUGGAGGCCCCAGCCGUGGCUGUGGUGGCACCCACCGUUCCCAGCAACCAGAACUUCAUGUACGAAUCUCUGCCGCCCACGGGACCACAAGCCACUGCCGUGGCCGUGGACCACCAGGGCAUCAAUCUGCCGGACAUCAUCAUCGACAUUGGAAAGGCCAGUGGCGGCCCGGUGGAGGACUCCUUUGGCAGCUUCGAUGUGGAGAAGGAGCUGGAUGAGCUGCGGCUCAAGACCAGUGUCUCCGAGCAGCCGGUCCACGACAGCAGUAGCGACGCCCUGGCCGAGAUUCUCCGCCAGCCCGAGACGGCAGCUCCUCUUGUGGUGGAGCAGCCGUUGCCCUCUCUACCAAUGCCAAGUCCCAUCCUCAACAACAACGAAGCCUUCGUGAAUCCUCCCACAGCGCUAGACUUUGACCAGAACAACAGUUCCAACUCGAAUGAAUCCAACUUUGCCAAGGAGUACGAGACCUUCAUCCACAAAAUCGAUGGAUCGGAAAGGGAGAUCGAGGGGGCUGAUGGCCAGGACCGGGAGAAUCCCAAGCGGUUCAAGUUCUACAAGAGAAAGCGAAGGAUCACAGAGCCGGCACAGGAGGAUCUGGCGAAGGAGCAACAGGUGGGGGAAGCUAACAAAACCACGCAGAAAGUGUCCCUCUCUCCUAAGAAGCUGCUGGCCAAGAAGCGACGCAAUCGCAUCAAGAUGUUGCAGAUUCUGGAGUUCGAGAGUCCAAGGAUCAAGUAUGUGCAUUACUUCAAGUCCCUGAAGCGGCUGAGGAAGCGAUAUGCCUCGAGUAGGACCAGAGAGCUCCGGGCCAUCCUCACGAAGAAGCAGCUGACGAGAACCAAGGAACGCCGCCUGCCGCUCAUCAAGCGCCUGAUAAAGAAGUACGAGUCUGGCCCGGCAUCUGGUGUCCAUAAUCCCCAGAGUCUCAAGGGCCUGAGUGUCACCGCCCUGAACUCCUCCGAAUUCAGGAGCAGUCUGAUAACCGGAGCGAACCGGGAAACCGUCAUCAAGAGUGUCCACAGCUACAAAGACAAGACGGAGGCAGUGCAUCAUGACCAGCAUUUGGAUGAGCCCCCAAGAUCAGUGGAGCAGCAGUGCUUCUUCAAGGGAUUCGAUGAUACGGAGAACACAAAUUUGUCGCCGAAGAUCAAGUUGAGAGCCGAUGAGGAGAUGAGUGAGAAGGACAUGACAGAAGUUCAGAAGCCCUCUGAACCAGCAGGGGAGGAAGUGUCUCCCAACAAGGAUGAGCAGAUCCAUGCCUGGCUGAGAAACCAGGAUGCCCCCAAACAGCCUGCAGAGCCAGCCAAAACCCUGACCAGCAUAGUUCUCUCCUCGUCCUCGUCGUCAUCUUCGAGCUCCAGUUCCAGCAGCUCCAGUUCGGGCAAUGACGACUCCUCCAGUUCGAGUAGCCAGGACGGAGAAGCCUCCUCGAGCAGCAGCAGUAGCUCCAGUAGCAGCAGCAGCUCGGGAAGCUCUGUGGCGGGAGAGGAAAGCGAUUUCAACGAGCUGGCUGCCCUGGAGAAGGAGCUCUCCCAGUCACAAAAAGGAGAGCCCAAAGCGGAGCCAUUGCCCAUGGACACAACAGAGAAGGUGGACCCAUCGGGGUCACAAACCGAACCGGAGGAGGUCUCCAACCAGGAUAUUGCCAAGCUGAAGCAGAUCCUGGAGAGCGAUGGCGAGGAGGUGGCUUCGAUCAGCUCCGCCGGCGCCCGAGUACCGAAGCUAAGUGACCUUAGUAAGAUUGCCUUAAAUAGUUCCUUAAAACCCAGAGAGUUAGUCGUAAGUCGAGACGGAGCAUCCGAAGGAUCUCCGCGAGUGAAAGAGCCCGCUCAUCGAGAACUGAGCGUUGAGGAGGCGCUGGCGGAGAUGUAUCAGCAGAUUGGAGUGGCCUCCGAUCCGGAGGAUUUCGAGGGCAAGGAUGGCGGGGACGAGGGCGAUGAGCCCAAUCCGAACGGGCAGGACGUCCUGCUCAUCAAUCUGGCCGAGAUCUUCGACUCCAGCAGCGAUCUCUAUGUGGUGCAGUGCGACAUGAACGAGAAUAUCCUGGGCGUGGUGACCAGCGGCGAUGAGGACCAGGAGAUGCCCGGCCCGGAUCAGUUGAAUCUCGUCCAGGUUAAUCCCGAGGAGGAGGAGCAGGUGAACACCCUGCAACUGAUCCAGUUGCUAGCGGAACCCCAGCCAGAAUUCGAGACACCGCUGAUACAUCACGAGGAGAUCGUCCACCCGGAGGCGGAUGGGGAGGAGAAUCGGAAUCCCCGCCAGUUGCUCAAAUAUCUUCACGGCAAGUAUGUCCAGAGCCGUGUCAGUCGCUACUACCAUGCCAAUCGGGUGCUGAGGAAGUACCGGCGCCAAAGGGCUCGUCCUUCCCGACGAAGGCGGUCCAAAUAGGAGUCUAUCAGCUUCUACCAAAGAUUAAUACCGAUCCCCAUGGACAGGAUCGAAGGCGUGCCUAAUUUGGAUACUAAUUUAGAGAACCACAUCCACGUAGAAAUGAUUUUUUUUACGACACUUUACUACAGAAUCUCAAGACUUUUUUUCUAAUAUUUGGAUUUGUUUUAGAAAAAGGAAAAUAAUAUAAUAUAAUAUACUAUAUAGUUGAUGUUUUAGGGAAAAUAAUAAUUUUUAAAGUUUA